Amorphotheca resinae ATCC 22711 is the source of this 312-nucleotide messenger RNA. RefSeq lists its product as hypothetical. Lineage: Eukaryota; Fungi; Ascomycota; Leotiomycetes; Helotiales; Amorphothecaceae. The transcript has a single exon. The coding region runs from base 82 to 240 and encodes 52 amino acids. The record is from RefSeq and is a predicted model, not a curated record.
CUCCCCCCUUCCUCCCCCAAGAAGAAAAAAACAAACAGAACAGAACAAGAACAAAAGUAAAAUCAUCUCACAUUUCAAUACAUGAACCACACCAACCACCAACCACCAACCAACCAUUCACUACCCUAUCCAUCCAUCCAUCCAUCCAUCAACUCACCCCUUGCAUCCCACAGCAGCAGCAGCAGCAGCAGCCCCCAAACAACCCGAGGUUUCGGGACCGGACCCCAUUCCCUCCAAUAAACGACAUGGGUACUCCAACAACGGCCCGUUUCCGAGACGUAUGUAGGGAUUUUGGGGGGCGUUUAUAUUUUC